This is a messenger RNA of Balaenoptera ricei (Rice's whale), 8537 nucleotides long. Its product is annotated as RE1-silencing transcription factor-like. Gene Ontology annotation, biological process: regulation of gene expression. The record is from RefSeq and is a predicted model, not a curated record. Bases 1838 to 4849 code for a protein of 1003 amino acids. NCBI's taxonomy places the organism in Eukaryota, Metazoa, Chordata, Mammalia, Artiodactyla, Balaenopteridae. The transcript has 4 exons. Gene Ontology annotation, cellular component: nucleus.
AUUCUUUUUUAUGGUUUAUUGUAGGAUAUUGAAUGUAGUUCUUUGUGCUAUACAGUAGUACUUUGUUUAUCCAUUCUAUAUAUAAUAGCUUACAUCUGCUAACCCCAACUUCCCACUCUAUCCCUCUCCCAAUGCCCCCUCCCCCUUGGCAACCACAAGUCUCUCAAGGUUUUUAAUGCAGACAAAAGUGCCCUAUUAUGGAAAAAAAUGAGACAGAGGACAUUUAUUAGGAAGAGAAAUGAGCACCAGGAUUUAAGGCAGGAAGGGAUAGGCUAACUCUUCUGUUUUGUGCAAAUGCAGUGGGGUUUAGGAUUAGGACCGCCCUUAAAUAAAGCUGCUAACCCCCAAGCCUUGAAGGGAAAGGAUAAACACCAGCCACCAGUCUUUUUUUUUUUUUUAAAUUUAUUUAUUUUAUAUAUAUUUUGACUGCGUUGGGUCUUUGUUGCUGCGUGUGGGCUUUCUCUAGUUACAGUGAGUGGGGGCUACUCUUCGUUGCAGUGCGCGGGCUCUAGAUUGCAGGCUCAGUAGUUGUGGCGCACGGGCUUAGUUGCUCUGCGGCAUGUGGGAUCUUCCCGGACCAGGGAUCGAACCCGUGUCCCCUGUAUUGGCAGGCGGAUUCUUAACCACUGUGCCACGAGGGAAGUCCCCAGCUGCCAGUCUUUUGGUUGUACAACAAGAAGGCCUGGACAAUGAGAACCCUUUUUCUGCAUUGAUUCCAUUGAUACUUUCUCUCUAAAGUCAGGAAAUACAUUGCCAGUAAGGGACUGCCUUUUAAAGUAGUUUUGAUUUGGACAAUACCCCUGGCCACCCAGAACCCCAUGAGUUCAACAUUAAUGGUGUUGAAGUGGUCUACUUUCCCCCAGACAGAACUGUCUCUAAUUCAGCCUCUAGAUUAGGGAGUCUUUAAAGCUCAUUACACGUGGUAGUCUAUGGAAAGAUUGGAAAGAUUGUCAUUGCUGUGGAAGGGGAACCCUGAUAGAACAUCAUGAAAGUCUGGAAGGAUUACAUGAUUGAAGUUGGCUGUUGUUAUAGGAAAAGCUGUGAAGACCGUCAAGCCCCAAACAGUAAAUUCCUGCUGGAGAAAACUGUGUCCAGAUGUUGUGCAUGACUUACAGGAUUUACAACAGAGCCAAUCAAGGAAAUCAUGAGAUUCUGGAUAUGGCAAAAAGAAAAAAAAAAAGGUGGAGGGUGAAGGGUUUCAAGAUAGGAAUCUUGGAGAAAUUCAAGAGCUAAUAAACACAUCAGAGGAAUUAAGAUGACUUGAUGGAGAUGAGUGCUUUCGAACCAGCGCCAGAUGAUGAGGAAUAAGAUGCAGAAGAAGCAGUGUCAGAAACAAAUUGACAAUCUGGCAGAAGGGUUCUGAUUAUUCAAGACUGUUUUUGACUCCUUUCACAGCAUGGACCUUCUGUGAUACAGGCACUAAAACUAAAGCAAAGCGUGGAAGGAUUGGUACCACAUAGAAACAUUUUGGGAGAAAUAAAAAAAGCAAAAAAGUCAGACAAAAAUUAGGAUGUAUUUCCAUCAAGUUACAGGAGUGUGCCUGGCUCUCCUGCCUUACCCUUCAUCUCCUUCACUUCUUCCACCCCUUAGACAGCAAGGCCAACCCCCUCCUCUUCCUCCUCUCAGCCUUCUCAGUGUGAAUGAAGACUAGUAGGAUGAAGACCUUUGUGAUGAUCCACUUCCAGUUAAUGAAUAGUAAAUAAUCAUCAUACUGUAUAGUUAAUGAACUUAUCUAUUGUGUGUGAGUGUCUUGUGAAAAUCUAGUAACUUUAUGGCAAGAACCCUGAGACGUUAUUGUGUCAUCAUCUUUAUCGCCUACAGGUUCAUUGUGUAGAACAUGGUGUGCAAAACCUGUAUUGAAGUGGAUAGCCUAUCCUUACAUUGGUAUAAGAACACCGUUAUGGCCACCCAGGUAAUGGGGCAGUCUUCCGGAGGAGGAGGUCUGUUCACCGGCAGUGGCACCAUGGGCAUGGCCUUGCCUAACGACAUGUAUGACUUGCCUGAUCUGUCCAGAGCUGAACUGGCUGCGCCUCAGCUCAUCAUGUUGGCAAAUGUGGCCUUAACUGGGGAAGUAAACGGCGGCUGCUGUGAUUACCUGGUUGGCGAAGAAAGACAGAUGGCAGAAUUGAUGCCUGUUGGGGAUAACAACUUUUCAGAUAGUGAUGGAGAAGGACUCGAGGAGUCUCCUGAGGUAAAAGGCGAGUCCAGUGGGCUGGAAAACAUGGAACUGGAGAGUUUGGAACUCAGUGUUGUCCAACCACGGCCUGUGUUUGAGGUGUCAGCUGCCUCAGAACCGUACAGCGCAAAUAAAGAUCUUCCUCGGGAAACACCUGUAGCAGAGGACAAAUGCAAGAACUUGAAGACCAAGCCCUUUCGCUGUAAACCAUGCCAGUAUGAAGCAGAAUCUGAAGAACAGUUUGUGCAUCACAUCCGAGUUCAUAGUGCCAAGAAAUUUUUUGUGGAAGAAAGUGCAGAGAAGCAAGCCAAAGCCAGGGAAUGUGGCUCUUCCACUGGGGAAGAGGGAGAUUUCUCCAAGGGCCCCAUUCGCUGUGACCGCUGUGGCUACAAUACCAAUCGCUAUGAUCACUAUACUGCUCACCUGAAACACCACACCCGAGCCGGGGACAAUGAGCGAGUCUACAAGUGCAUCAUUUGCACGUACACCACAGUAAGCGAAUAUCACUGGAGGAAACACUUGAGAAACCAUUUUCCAAGGAAGGUAUACACAUGUGGAAAAUGCAACUAUUUUUCAGACAGAAAAAACAAUUAUGUUCAGCAUGUUCGAACUCAUACAGGAGAACGUCCAUAUAAAUGUGAACUUUGUCCUUACUCAAGUUCUCAGAAGACUCAUUUAACCAGACAUAUGCGUACUCAUUCAGGUGAGAAGCCAUUUAAGUGUGACCAGUGCAGUUAUGUGGCCUCUAAUCAACAUGAAGUAACCCGUCACGCAAGACAGGUUCACAAUGGGCCUAAACCUCUUAACUGCCCACACUGUGACUACAAAACAGCAGAUAGAAGUAACUUCAAAAAACACGUGGAGCUACAUGUUAAUCCACGGCAGUUCAACUGCCCUGUAUGUGACUACGCAGCUUCCAAGAAGUGUAAUCUGCAGUAUCAUUUCAAAUCUAAGCAUCCUACUUGUCCUAAUAAGACCAUGGAUGUCUCAAAAGUGAAACUAAAGAAAACCAAAAAGCGAGAGGCUGACUUGCCUGAUAACAAAAUCACCAGUGAGAAAACAGAAACAGAGCAGACAAAAAUGAAGGGGGAUGUGACUGGGAAGAAAAACGAGAGGUCUGUCAAAGUAGAGAAAAAAGAUAAUGUUUCAAAAGAGAAAAAGCCUUGUAGUAAUGCCUCAAGCCAAGUGACUACCAGAACUCGCAAAUCGGCAAUGGAAGCUAAAGAAAUGGAUGUGCGCCCAGGAAAUAAUUCAGAAAAAAGCUGUAAAAGCAAGAAAAGCAAAAGGAAGACAGAAGCUGAAGCCCGUUCCUUACAAGAACCUGUUAAUGAUGAGGAACCUGUGACAAAAAAGAAAAAGAAGGCAGAAAGCAAAUCCAGAAAUAGUCAAGAAGUGCCAAAGGGUGACAGCAAAGUAGAGGAGAAUAAAAAGCAAAGUAUUUGCAUGAAAAACAGUGCAAAGAAGAAAACUCUGAGAAGUAAACCAUGUAAAAAAAGCAGCAAGCCUGCUCAGAGGAGGCCCGCUCAGAUAGAGCCUCCUCCUCCCGUGGAGUCUGCUGAGGUGGGACCUGUUCAGGCGGAGCCGCCUCCCGCUGCCCCCCCAUCUCCUCCUCCUCCUCCUCCUCCUCCUCCUCUCCCCCCCGUGGGGCAUGCUGAGGUCGAGGUUGCUCAGACGGAGCUGCCGCCCCCUCCUCCUCCUCCCCCAUCCCCUCCUCCUCCUCCUCCUCUCCCUGCUGUGGGGCACGCUGAGGUCGAGGUUGUUCAGAAGGGGCCUGUUCAUGUGGAGCCUCCUCCCCCCAUGGAGCCGAUGCCCAAAAGGUCUCCUCAGAAAGAUAAUGGGAAGGAAAAGCCCAACAUGCAGAGUGAAAUGGCGCAGAAGGAGCAAGUCCUUAUUGAAGUUGGCUUAGUGCCUGUUAAAGACAGGCAGCUUCUAAAGGAAAGUGCCGGUGCACAGGAUCUCUUACCACCAUCACCACCUCUGCCAAAGGAAAACCUAAAAGAGGAAGAGUCAGAAGACCAAAAAUUAGUCCCUGCAGGCGAAGGACAUAAAGAAGCUCCCCUUCAAAAAGUGGAAGCAGAAGAGGCAGAUCAGAGUCUAGCUGGUCUUGCUGCUGUUACCAAGGCAUCUGCCAAUAUUUCAUCCUCUGAACAAAACUUGAAUAUGCCAGAGGGUGAAACUUUAGAUGGUAAACAUCAGGCUGACACUAUGCUUUGUGAAAUGAAGAGGGACACUGAUGAGAAGAAAACAGAGAAUCCCCCCGGCAGAGACUCGGCAGUUGAAGAACCAACUUCACCACCACUUCUUCCUCUACCGCUAGAAAAAUGUGAAGCAGUGUCCACAGCUACUGUGGCAUCACCUCCCGUCACCGUGGCAGUAAAUGAGUCUCAGGAAAUGGAUGAAGAUGAAGGCAUCCACAGUCAUGAUGGAAGUGACCUAAGUGACAACAUGUCAGAGGAUAGUGAUGAUUCUGGAUUGAAUGGGGCUCGGCCAGUUCCACAAGAGACUAGUAGAAAAAAUGGAAAGGAAGCCUUGGCAGUCAAAGUGGCCGAGGGAGAUUUUGUUUGUAUCUUCUGUGAUCGUUCUUUUAGAAAGGAAAAAGAUUACAGCAAACACCUCAAUCGCCAUUUGGUUAAUGUAUACUUCCUUGAAGAGGCAGCUCAAGGGCAGGAGUAAAUAAACUUUGGGCAAGGCUUCAGUUCUUAGUUUGUAAGGUCUCUGACAUUUUGUGUUCAUUUGUAGUAGUAGACAACCUUUUGUUUUUAAAAAAUUGCUUUAAUUAGUAUCCAAUCUUGAUUUUUAAGUGGCAUUCUUUUCCUUAGGACUCCAUGUACCUAAUGAUGUACAAAUUUUAGCAAAUCCGAGGGAGUUAGUGUAAUAAGCCAGCUAAAUCUGUUAGCGUUUGCUUUUAAUUGAGCCAAGAGGGCCAAGGUGGUAUUAGAGCAUUCUAUUGAUUUGUUCAGCUAUAACUUGCAAGUUUUUUCCCCAUGUCUAUUCCUGUUUCACUUUAGUUUAUUCUUAGUUCCUUGUUUAGCUCUGUAAAAAUUGGCAUACUUAAAUAGCAAAUUACUUGAAGAAUUUGCCUGCUUUACAUAAAGUUAGCACUUUAAAAUUAUUUUAGAGAUGAAAAGAGACAUUUAAAUUGAAGAGAAGUUCUGCCAACAAUGGACAGUGUAUCAGCCAAGGUAUUUACUUCCUGAAUUUUGAUCAAUACAUAUUUCUUAUUUGUGUAUAUGUUAAUCGUCAUAAAAACAUUGAUUUUGGUGUGUUUUUUUAUUUUGGUGCUUUAAUAGCUUAAGAUGUUGCACAUUGUUGUUUUUUUUUUUUAAUCUAUGCAGUUACAUUUUUUUCUAGAACUAGCAUUUUUGUUGAACAGUAACACUUUAUACAUAUAUUUGCAUUUUAUUUUUUCCUCUUUGGAGGGAUGCUUUUAAUCUUGUUUGCAAAAGGGCAGUUUUCUUUUUUCCUUUGCUGCAAUUGUCUUUUUUGCAGAAUAUUAGUGUGUGCAAAUUUCUGAGCAAAUGAAACAUGCAGGUUAAAUUCAUUGAUUUUGAUAUUCAUAUCUAUGCCAGAAUCUGCAUUUCAUAUAAGUUAUUUAUUUUAAAUGCGUAUAGUGAAUUCAUAGCUCUCAGUUUGAACUUUACAAUAAAUAAGCCACUAGGUCUAUACUGAAUGGAUUUUUAUCUCAAAUACUAACCAUAAGUAAACUUUUGGCCUGUCUUAGUACAUCUACUUCCUAAAUGUACGGUGUUAAAUCGUAUCUUAGAGGAAAACCUCUUUCAUAGAUGGUUGGUGUUUUUAUGUCUACUCCGCUGAAUAAAGAACUGUAGUUUUUAUUUGGAAACUGCAAAUCUGGAAUUAGGAGGCAUAAUUACUCCUUCAAGUUAUACAGAAUAUCAGUUUGUGAGAUUCCAAAGCCAUAGCGAUUAUACAGAAAACCUAUGAUGAGAAAGGUAGUAUGAGUGCUGGUAGAUCAGCUGCUACUUCCUGUGAAUACAGUGAAAAAGGCUGGUGAAAGUUAAAUUCAGUCCAGAUUAAAAAAAUCACACUUUCUCAGGGAUCUCCACCAACUAGUGGGUGUCCUAGCUGUUCCUGUGACUGCCUUUUUCUACAGGCGAGGACUCAGAUGAGCUGCAGCUAUUCUCGUGUUCCUGUGGGGCACUUUGUAUGGAAGAGUAUGUACUUCCAAACUUUGUUGGUAGGUUCUUUGGUCAGUCACCAAAGAAUAUGAAAGAAUCCAGUAAAGGAUUUUUCUUGUUGACAGCAGUUAUUCAUUGUAGUCCCAAUAAAGUAUGAUCCCCAUAGGGAACCUUGAACAAUUCCAGUUCUCCCAUGUCCUAUUCUGAAAUAACCACUUUAUAUUUCAUUGAUUUUCUUUUGUCUGAUGAUCUCUGAGGCAGGUUUCAGAGUUUGGCAAUGCAACAGGAAAGAUUAGAAAAAGUAUUGAAGUAUGGGUGGAAAACUUGUUAAAAUUCUGAGAGUGAAGUCCAAGUUAAAAGACAUUUGAACUUGGAAUUGACUGGGAGGCCAAAGAUUUAAAGAAGCAGAAGAUUCUCUCAAGACAUGAGGAGUAAGUUGUGUUACUGGUGUGUGUUUUGUGUGCACGUUGGGGAUUUGUAAAUGAUGUUGAAUUCUAAGCUCCGACAAUCAUUGUCAAUGGAAGAUCAAGCUGCAAAUAUUUAUGUUUUAAAACUUAAAUUAUAAGGCUAGUUAAAUCUGUCUAACAAAUAUUUUUUAAUAUUCAUGGGUACAUUUUGUAUAAGUUACCUUUUACAGUAUAUAUGAAAAGAUUCAUGUUAAGUACAAAUUACAGAUUGGGAAUCAGUUUUGGGAAGAGGUUUUGUGCAUUCUUUGAUACUUCAAAAGAAAAAAUCUGACUUCUGGGGAAUUGGACUAAUUUUCUAAUCUAGAUUUUAAGACUAGAAUGCCAAAAACAAAAGUAUGAAGGAAAUUAAAACUCCUUAUUAUGAAAGUGAUCUGUGAAAACAUUGUUACUGGAAAUUGAGUGGACUUGAGGCCUUUCUUCCAGAAAACAAGGACUUGAUUGUCAGGCCUAUAUUAGGUUCUGAACCUUAAUGCCAUGUAUUUGUUCUUAUUAAAAAUUGUUUCAAUGAAAAGUGCAUUAGUAAUAAGAACUUCUGGUCUAGUUGGGAGUUCUUCCAUUUGAAAAAUGUGAUAUUUGCAUGGAACUGUUUGAAUCUUUUUGUUUUCUCAGUAUACCCUCCACUGGAUAGGAUUGAAGCUAGAAUUUUCCCUUUUGAUAAAGGAAUAAAAAGUGAACAUGUUAUUUGUAGAUUGAUGUUUAGUACUAGAGCAAAAGUUGAAAUAUUAGAAUAUGUUAUAAGCCUAAUCCUUGGUAGUCUUAUAAAAAUAUAUCUCUUUUAACUAUCUUCUGAACCUAUAUUCACAUUGGUUUUCAAGGUAUUUUAAGUUAUGUUUUCUUCCUCUUUUCAGAGCUGCUUCUAUGGGGCUGCCUGUUUUUCUUUUUUAAAGUUAAAUUGAGGUGUCAUUCACAAAGGGCUGCAUUUUUUGUUAAGGUUCCUUACAACUAUGGCUGGGUGUUUUACUCUGGUCUCCCAAGAAGGGCCAUUUUAUCUUUGUCAUGACUUUAGAGUCCCUCUAGAGUCACCUCUAAAGUCAUGUGGUCUUUAACUUUGGGAACUAUUUCUCAUCUGAGUGCUAAUUCAGAUUUAAGCUUGAGUCAUCGCCUAUCACCCCAUGAAUGUUGACAGUGGAAGGAAUACCUUUCCUGUAGUUUCAGUUCUAGACUGAAAACCUGGGGGAAGAAACUUCAUUUUCUUUUUUGCACAAAUCAGAAAAACAGCUACUGCGCAGUUUCCUUGUUGACCUCAGCAGAUGAACUGGACUAGUAGUGUUAAUUCAGAUUUAAGCAAUUACCUGAAUCUUGAUUUGAGUAAACUUGUGAUCUACAUGCAAUAUUAACUAGAUUGGAUAGCUUUUAUAUUUUCACACGUACACAUAGGCUCUCCCCACCCUCAUCAACAUCCAUUAGUUAUCGAGCUUUGUGAACUGGCAUUGAAGCAUUACAACAAUGUUUUGUUGCACCAAUUUUAUAAACUUUUACAGUGCAAUACGUGUUAUUUUUCAGAGACAAACCAAAGUUUAAUUUCUCAAGGUUCAUGCUGUUUGCUUUAGCAGCAUUUGAUGGUGGAUCUUUUAUAUACAUUUGUAAUAGAUGGAAAAAUAAACCAGAUUGCAAAUGCUUUUUCUUUCUUUUUUAAAGCAAACCAUGUACCAAGUUUUUUGGUCCAAAUUGUGUAGGAUAAGUUAAAUUGCGUUCUAAUAACCAAUAUGAGUGUAUUUCUGUAAGUAUAGUUAUGUUGAAAUAAAGUUUUAAAAAGCA